AUGGUUACAUCUAGGAAAGUUCAGUCUUACUCCAGGGGUAACAAGAAGAAAAUCGCAAAUAGAUCGAAAAUAGUUGCGAAGUUGAAAGCAAGGAAAGCUCUUAAAAGACAUAAAAAACGUAAAGUUGGAGAGAAAGACAAACCUAAAGAAAAGGUUAAAAAUGAUCUAUUGGAGAAGUAUGGAGUAGAUUUGGGACCAAUAGGACAAACAAUCUACGAUUGGUUUUGGCCAUCUAAUCCAAACAUUCCGAAAAAGCGCAAGGAAUUCCUCAAGAAGUUACAGGAAGAAAGAGAAUUCGAAAAACAAAAAGGACCAAAGGUCAUAGAACAGACUCCUGAAGGUGUUUAUAAUCAGUUACUUCAUCGUUACGUAUUACACAACUACGCUCGUGAGCCAUUUGUUGAAAUUUACAAAAGGCUAGGAUUCUACAUGAAAAUCACUCCUCGUAUCCUAGUUAGAGAAGUUGGAGCGAUCACUGGACUUUUUGGUAUUAAUAUACUGAAGCCAAAUGAAUUUGAGACCGGAAAGUCAAUUAGGGCUGAUGUGUUAUGUUUGAGGAGAAUUAAAUUCCAAGUUUAUUCACUGCUUGGACAUAAAUUAUUGCGUUACACACUAAUGUUUCUGUUGAGGUAUAUAAGGUUGGGUAUACCUACGGAAAUCCGCAAUAAAUUCGUAUCAAAGUUGCUGAGAGAUAAAGCUAUAGCCGCUGCUGCCACUAUGACCUGCAACCAAAUAGACUUUUGCGGGUCAGAUGAUCCGUUAAAACAAACCUACCCAGAGAGAAUAUCAUUUGAUAGCCAAGGUUAUCCUUAUUCUGAUGAACCAUUUCUUUAUUCAUCGAAAAAAAUUUCUACACCAUGGUCACCAUCAAAAUUGGUUCAUAAAGAAGUAUUUCGUUAUUUGAAUAAAGAGUCAAAGUCAAAAUUGGUACUAAUGGCAGCUGCACUCUAUCCGAAGUUUGCGCUACAAAUUGUUAAGAAUAUAGCAGUUAUGGCAGGCUAUCCAAGUGAACGUCAGCUAAUAACUUCAUUCUGUUUGAAGAAUCAAUUUUUCUCUAAGGCUGCGCACUCAUUCGUAUCUAAAUUGGAGGAAGAGAUCGAAUCAGAUAAAUUACUGAGGGAUGCAGCGAGUUUGUACACUAAAUCAACACAUGAAUCACAAGCUUCUGCAUUGAAAAUAUUAGCUACCGUCCCAUACGUGUCCGGGUUGAUUAAAAGGCACCUUGAAUCUGGGCACAAGACUAUGCCGGUAAAGUCUGCAAGGAAUGUUUUCAUGAGGGUAAGGGAAGAAGUGGAGCUAUUACCGGAGGAGAUGAUUCUUUGGGAUGUUUUGAGAGACUUGAUUUCAAGGAGAGUUCUAAAUGUUCCAGCGCGCAUAUAUAGACAAGUUAGAACGGAAUUCUUUUCUGUAGCAAAUUAUCUAAGCCAUUCCCUAAAACGUGAGCUUGAAAAACGUUCGGUUGAUACAUCUAUCUUGUAUUACGGCAUAGACAAAAUACCUGAGGAUAUAAAAUCCAUUAGUAGAGAAGAAAGAAUGGAUUUAGCGCAAAAAGUUGGGAGGAAUUUGAAACAAAUUUGGCUAAACUCUGCAAAUAAAAAUAAUCGUACUUUUGAGGAUGUAGGUCUAUAUAUUUUGGAUGCAAUGGCCGCCACAGCCGGUUACAAGGAUUUGAAAAACGUUAUAACUUUGGUGACAAUGCUAUCAAAGCCUAUUGUUGGAAAGAUUGAAAAGAAAACUAGACAACCAGGACCAGAUUUUGAGCAUUCUCCACAUCUGGAAUUUAAAGAUUUUAAAAAGUAG
Theileria equi strain WA is the source of this 1800-nucleotide messenger RNA. RefSeq lists its product as hypothetical. NCBI's taxonomy places the organism in Eukaryota, Apicomplexa, Aconoidasida, Piroplasmida, Theileriidae. The transcript has 4 exons. Bases 1 to 1800 code for a protein of 599 amino acids. The record is from RefSeq and is a predicted model, not a curated record.